ACUCGGAUUGAUGAAACUCCAUUUAUUACUUGGCGACACGACAUCGUAUGGUAUAUUAAUCGAUCUAGAAUCUUCCUCUCUAGUAUUUUUAUUUGGUAAGAAGAAGAACUAGAAUAAUCUAGCACUAACCAAAAACCCUAACUAAACCCUCAUAUAUAUACCAAACCCAAUUCUCUUCUCUCUUUCAUUUCCGAUAACUAAUUCUACAUCCUUUUCUUCUCCUCAUGGCUGCUGCCACCGCCUUGCUCCGCUCUCUCCGUCGCCGAGACGUUGCUUCUGCUUCCUUCUCUACUCUUCGUUCGUUGACAGGCAACACUAAGCCUGCAUAUGUAGGUAACAGUUGGUCAAGUUUGUCUCGACCAUUCAGUUCAAGGCCUGCUGGAAAUGAUGUCAUUGGAAUUGAUUUGGGUACAACUAAUUCAUGUGUUUCCGUUAUGGAAGGAAAGAAUCCAAAAGUCAUUGAGAAUUCUGAAGGUGCACGAACUACACCAUCUGUGGUUGCCUUCAACCAGAAAGGGGAGCUGCUUGUGGGCACACCGGCCAAGCGUCAGGCUGUAACAAACCCAACAAACACACUCUCUGGUAUCAAGCGUCUGAUUGGUAGGCGCUUUGAUGAUGCUCAAACCCAAAAAGAGAUGAAGAUGGUUCCUUUCAAGAUUGUUAAGGCUCCAAAUGGAGAUGCGUGGGUUGAAGCUAAUGGGCAGCAGUAUUCCCCUAGCCAAAUUGGUGCUUUUGUUCUCACCAAGAUGAAGGAAACUGCAGAAUCUUAUCUUGGAAAAACACUUACUCAGGCUGUAAUUACUGUUCCGGCUUACUUCAAUGAUGCUCAAAGGCAGGCAACAAAAGAUGCUGGUAGAAUUGCAGGUCUUGAGGUGUUGAGAAUCAUCAAUGAGCCCACUGCUGCUGCGCUGUCAUAUGGGAUGAACAACAAGGAGGGCCUCAUUGCUGUUUUUGACCUUGGUGGUGGAACAUUUGAUGUUUCCAUCUUAGAAAUUUCUAAUGGUGUUUUUGAGGUGAAAGCAACAAAUGGUGACACUUUCUUGGGAGGAGAGGACUUUGACAAUGCCUUAUUAGACUUUCUGGUGAAUGAAUUUAAGAGGACAGAGAGUAUUGACCUUUCUAAGGAUAAACUUGCCUUGCAAAGGCUUCGCGAAGCUGCUGAGAAAGCUAAGAUAGAAUUGUCCUCUACAUCUCAGACAGAGAUAAACCUUCCUUUCAUCACUGCUGAUGCAUCUGGUGCUAAACAUUUGAACAUAACAUUGACUAGAUCUAAGUUUGAGGCUCUAGUAAAUGACUUGAUUGAAAGGACUAGGGCUCCAUGUCUGAGCUGUUUGAAGGAUGCAAACAUAUCUACCAAGGAUGUUGAUGAAGUUCUUCUUGUUGGAGGGAUGACCCGGGUUCCUAAAGUCCAAGAGGUGGUUUCAGCGAUCUUUGGAAAGUCUCCCAGUAAAGGAGUAAAUCCUGACGAGGCAGUUGCCAUGGGGGCAGCACUCCAGGGUGGUAUCCUAAGGGGUGAUGUUAAAGAGCUACUGCUCUUGGAUGUAACACCACUCUCUCUAGGUAUUGAGACUCUGGGUGGCAUCUUUACCAGGUUAAUCAACCGUAACACUACUAUUCCUACCAAAAAAAGUCAGGUCUUUUCAACAGCAGCUGACAAUCAAACACAAGUAGGUAUUAAAGUGUUACAGGGUGAGCGUCAAAUGGCUUCGGACAACAAAAUGCUUGGAGAAUUUGAGCUUGUCGGCAUUCCUCCUUCCCCUAGAGGUAUGCCUCAAAUUGAGGUCACCUUUGACAUUGAUGCUAAUGGCAUUGUUACUGUAUCUGCCAAAGACAAAUCCACUGGUAAAGAACAACAAAUCACUAUUAGGUCGUCUGGUGGACUAUCCGACGAUGAGAUCGAAAAGAUGGUGAAAGAAGCAGAACUACAUGCUCAGAAAGACGAAGAACGAAAGGCUUUAAUUGAUGUCAGAAAUAGUGCGGACACGUCCAUCUAUAGCAUUGAGAAGAGUUUGGCUGAAUAUAAAGAAAAGAUUCCUAGUGAAGUGGCCAAGGAGAUCGAAACUGCGGUUUCAGAUUUGAGAAGUGCAAUGGCAGGGGACGACGUGGAUGAAAUUAAGUCCAAGCUAAAUGCUGCCAACAAAGCCGUGUCUAAAAUCGGGGAGCACAUGGGUGGUGGUGGUUCAAGUGGCGGUCCCUCUUCUGGUGGUGGUUCUGAGGGUGGAGACCAGGCUCCUGAGGCAGAAUAUGAAGAGGUGAAGAAGUGAAGACACAACUGUGUCUGUGAUUAUUAUUCAUUGGUUCUUUAGAUAAAAUUAAAUGGUUUUUCUUGUAGUUUAGCAGAAAUAUAAGAUUGCUUAUUCUUGUAUCUAAUGUUGGAGAUCUUUUUUUUGAUGAGAAGCCUUUCGAUUUGUAGUGUUUUGGAAGAACCGAAGUACACUACUCGAAUAACCAAUCAUAAUUUUUGCAGUGGCUUGUUUAUUCUUAA
Messenger RNA from Trifolium pratense (red clover), 2485 nucleotides. Its product is annotated as heat shock 70 kDa protein, mitochondrial-like. The record is from RefSeq and is a predicted model, not a curated record. The transcript is spliced from 6 exons. Bases 225 to 2264 code for a protein of 679 amino acids. Gene Ontology annotation, biological process: cellular response to unfolded protein; protein refolding. Gene Ontology annotation, cellular component: cytoplasm; mitochondrion. NCBI's taxonomy places the organism in Eukaryota, Viridiplantae, Streptophyta, Magnoliopsida, Fabales, Fabaceae. Gene Ontology annotation, molecular function: ATP binding; heat shock protein binding; ATP hydrolysis activity.